CUGACAGAUCUCAUACUUGGUCAAAUCCAUACUAGGUAUGCCCUAAAUUUUGCCUUUUUUUCUCAUAAAUUUCUUGAAUUUUUGUUUAAUCUUCAAUUAAUUUCUGUUGAUCUUCAAACUGUUCUUGUUGAUCUUCAAACUUUUCUUGUUGAUCUUCAAAUAAUUUUUGUUUUUAUAGCCUUUGAUCUUUAUCUAUACAAUAUUCCCCAAUUUUGUUGUUUGAAUACUUUGACUUGUGAAAUGGACCUUACAUAAACGAAUUGUGUAAAGAAAUGCCCCAACUUAAUUUAAAUGUAGACUCGAAAUUUAACACUUCUAAGAGAAAGAGAGUCGAAUCUGAUGAUUCGGAUGAUGAUAGCUCCAGUUAUCAAGUGACUUCGCAUUGUGAAUCGAUUUCGAGUGAUGAUGAGUCUCAUACUUCGCCCAUUUAUCCCCCCGAAAAGCAAGUUCCUUUCCCUUGAGAAUUUUCUUUAGCGUUUUCUCCAGGAUACUUAAGAAUUGAACCUAAACUUUUGGAGAUGGUACAUGUAGAUCAAAAGAAGAUGACAGAACAAGAAUGUUCACCGAGCCGAAACAGUGCGGAAAAGCCUCCCCACCUAUUUUAUAUCCCUAACGGUGGCCCACCAAAUUAUUUCAUCGAUCUUCCCACAAUGAUUUUAUUAGAUAGUAAUCGAAGAAGUAUGGCCAAGAGGUGGCGUUUGCUAGACGGAUAUGACAUUACUAAACCCGGGCUGUAUGACACGGUCAGAUAUCCUCUUCCCGGGUGUAUAGUGGUGUUUGAGAAGGCCUUUGAGUUAGGCAUGAGUUUUCCUUUACAUCCUUUUGCUCGUGAAGUCUUGGAAUUUCUUAACAUAACCGUUGCAGAGUUAUUUCCUAACGCUUAGGGUUGUCUAAACGCUUUUAUCUUGAUAAGUAGGAUCAUGGGUGUGAACCCUAAUUUAACAGCCUUUUGUCAUAUUUUUUGGGCGAGAUUGUGUAACUCUCAAAAUAAUGGCGCUAGUUGGAUUACCUUCUCACACAGGAGAUCUUUCAAACUUGUUGGGGAAUUUCCAGACAGCCAGAAGGGAUUUCGAACAAAGUUCGGAUACAUGUAUAAUAGCCAGGGAUGGAAUUUUAAGAUGAGCUAUGACAUUGAACCCAAAUUGGAAGAAUUUAAAAACUCGGUCCCCAUCUGUACCCAAGAAGAGGUAAUAAUUGUGCGAUAUGCCAAAAUAACGGUAGAGCUAGGUCGAAAACUGAUUUUUGUACAAAGGAACUGGAUUCCCAAGAGAUUGAGUUUCAAAAAUGAACUCCAUAUGACAUUAGUUUGAAAGUUGAUAAGAGUAAGUGUCUCGGUAUUACUUAUCCUUUAGAUGAAUAAUCUGCUUCCAACCCCUUUGAUUUUGCAGGGAUUGCAAGAAGUGAACUCCACAACUGCUAUAAAGAGUUGAUGGCAAAAUUCAACGCGAUGAGAGCCAUGGCUGAGGCAUUAAGAGCAGCUAAUCCAACACCCCCCCCCCCCCCCCCCCCAAGCUACCAAAGGAUUCUACCACGUUGACUGAGGGUAUUAAAGAAGCCCCGAGCCAUGAAAAGGCUCGGGUGUUGCUGGAGAAGAGGAAGAAGAUCCCUUCUCCUGACAAGUUGACAAGCAGGAGUUGCCCUGCUCCAAAAUGGAGGAAAAAGUCUAAGGCCAAAUCCAAGGCCAAAGCUGCUGCUCCCACGCCGGAUAAUCUGAUUGUGGUGGAGGAUGAGGACGGAGAGGCGUCUUCUACGUCUAUGGAGACCAUUUAUGAAGAUAUUCCCAUUCAAAAAACAAUGUCGGGAAUAAAAAUCCGAGAGCCCGAGGAUGUUGUGCCGGGCCCGGUUGCUGAUAUACCUUAUUCUUCUAAUAAGAGGAAGAAGGUCUUGGAAGAGGAGCAAGAGGUUUACAACACGAACAUCAGGGCUCACAAGCCCGAUGUUACUUUUGUAAACUUAAGUAAAACUGAUAUGGCUGCCUGCUUCAACAAAGCGUCUCGUUGUCUCUUGAGCAACUUAGAUAUGGAGUAUCUUGACUCUAUGGAUCUGGUUGUGAGGAAGGAACAGGCUCAGACAGCACUUGCUGAGGGACUAUUGAGGAUGAUCUUCGAGACAACCAAAGUUCAGCAGAAUGAGGUUAAUCAAGAGACAAUUCGUACUUUGAGUUCACAGAUUGAUGAGAAAAAUGAUAAGAUUGCUCAAAUGACACGGGAGUCAGAGGGGCAUGCACAAGUUGUUAAGAAGCUUUAAGGUAAGCUAGACAAAUGUAAGGAGUUGACGGAGCGCAUUGAGCUUGCUAGCAAUGGAGAUUGAGGUUAAAAGAAGUGUUGCAGGUUGAAGGAAGUGUUGCAGGUUGCUGGAAAAACCCUUGAAGACUCAACAGGGGUCGCUGUCAACAUUGCUCAUGAUGUGGCGACCCUGUUAGAGGAACAAGACCAGCUGGUGGUGAAAGCUGAUCAUCUUACUCGUUUUCUCGCCGAGGAAAGAAACAAAAUGAUGAUUGUUCUGGAGUCGACGAAGGUUCACAGGCUUCGCGCGAGUAGGGGUGGAUGGAUUGCCAAAGAUUGGCUAGCUUCCGCUAAUAGUGGUGACUUUAUGGCUCAGCUCUUAGGAGAAAUGAUCAAUAAUGGUAUUUUGCUGGAGGCUGAAGCUCAUAGGUUAGCAGCAGUGGAGCUAGGGUAUGACAUGGAAAAGCUUGCUUCUCUGGCUAAGGAGAAAAAAGCAGAUUCUUUUUCCAAUCAGGCGUCUGUCUUUUCUCAAGAGUUAGCGACAAUGAACGACGCAUUUUGGGAUUCCAACGAGCAGAAAAUGUGGUCUGAUAAGGUUGAUGUUGAAAAGGAAAAACAAGCCUUGGACUUGGACCUUGAUUAUGUAUCUUUUGAGGCUCCAAAUGUGCCUGUGGCUUCUGGGAGGAAGACUUUCUCUUCUCUGGAGACAAAGUGUUCCGACCUAACUAAUGCCCUUGAUGGCUACAAAACAAACCUUCUUAGACCAAGCCGGGGAAUUAGAUGCUCGGGAACCAUUGAUGAUUAAUCUUGAUGAAAUAUUGCACUUCACACCGUCUCCUCAAUGCAAAUCUCUGACUCCAGAAUUUUGCGCCAAUGAAGUAGCUCAAUCCUAACUUCUUGUGAUCAUAUGUGGGUUUUAGUACCCUAUUUUGAACAAUUUGAAUGUUUUAAUUUGAAUUAUUUUUUUGAACAUUUGGCCAUGGUGCCUUGUAAUUAACUUUAUUUGUGGCGAGAUGUUUCGAACAUCUCCUUAGUAUUUGAAUGUUUCGCCUGUAGGGGCAUUAGGCUAUUUUAUUCCUUUGCGUGACUUUCAAAUUAGAUGAAAGUCGACUUUUAAGCUAGGUGAGAGCACUAAAAAGUAACUUGCACUCUAGAGAAUGUUGAUUCUCCUUGAGCCUUCAAGGAGGGGGUCCGACUUUAAAAGUCUCGGACCAUAAGAAUAAGUGAAAAAUGCCAAAAGCUUUGAAGAACUCUGACUUUCAAACUUGGUGAAAGUCUCGUACCUUGACUGGUUUAGGGUGUCUUCCCACGCGUUUCUCAUCCCAGGUAAAGGACCUGUUACUGCGUUCGGUGUUGCGGACAACAGAGUCGAAUAUGUUAGUGUUUAUGUUUAUUUAUUACAUUUUAAUGUGUCGUUACCGAAAUGAACUGUUUAAUUUAUUGACAAUGUUAUUUUUUUUUUACAUUUUGCAGCUGAAUUUCCAAGUAGACUCGCCUCACUACUGAGGAUGCCAUCUAUUGUGCAAAUGACGCCGCGGGAAAGACAUGCUGCUGAUAUGUACUUAGAUGAACUUAGAGAGUUGUUUGAGGAGUGGCAGGCAUUUAGAGGGCACAGCCCUUAAUAGACAUUUUUGGAAUUUGUAUUAAUGAACAAUUUUUUUUUUUACUUUUAUUGAUGAAAAAUU
Messenger RNA from Amaranthus tricolor (Joseph's coat), 3910 nucleotides. RefSeq lists its product as uncharacterized. Lineage: Eukaryota; Viridiplantae; Streptophyta; Magnoliopsida; Caryophyllales; Amaranthaceae. The transcript has 3 exons. The coding region runs from base 1756 to 2247 and encodes 163 amino acids. The record is from RefSeq and is a predicted model, not a curated record.